This is a messenger RNA of Armigeres subalbatus, 1368 nucleotides long. RefSeq names its product jerky protein homolog-like. Gene Ontology annotation, molecular function: DNA binding. Lineage: Eukaryota; Metazoa; Arthropoda; Insecta; Diptera; Culicidae. Gene Ontology annotation, cellular component: nucleus. The record is from RefSeq and is a predicted model, not a curated record. The transcript has a single exon. Bases 1 to 1368 code for a protein of 455 amino acids.
AUGCCUCGAUAUCCUAAGGUAGACGAAGCCCUCUUCAUAUGGUUUCUGCAGAAACGCCAACAUGUGCCGGUGAGUCAGGAAAUGUUGCAAGCACAAGCAAAGAUUUUUUUCAACAAAAUUGAGGGUGAAGGAGAUUUUGGCAGUCGAGGAUACAUUGAAAAAUUUAUCCAAAGGCAUGGAAUUCGUUUGCUAAAAAUCACUGGGGAAAAGUUAUCAAGUAAUGUUGCGGCUGUUGAAGAUUAUGUUAAAACAUUUUCAAAAAAGAUGCGAGAUAAGCAACUGUCUCCAUGUCAAAUAUUCAACGCCGAUGAAAGUGGCUUGUAUUUUAAAAAUACUCCCACUUCCACCUUUGUUGAUAAGAAUGCUUCAUCAGCUCCGGGAAGGAAGGUAUCUAAAGAACGUGUUACCUUUAUGCCCUGCUCCAAUAUGGAUGGAACAUUGAAGCUUCCUUUAAUGCUGAUUGGGAAAUCUCAAAAACCGAGAGCGCUAAAGCAUGUUAAACAACUUCCUGUUUAUUAUUCGGCUUCGAAAAAUGCUUGGAUGACGCAAUUUUUGUUUAAGAAGUGGUUUUUCGAUGAAUUUGUGCCACGAGUUACCAGAUUUUUGGAAGCGUCUAAUCUUCCUGUCACUGCCGUGUUGGUUCUAGACAAUUGCUCUGCCCAUUUUAAUGGGGGACAAUUGCAGACAGAAGAUGGAAAAAUCUGGACCGAAUUUCUUCCUCCUAAUACUACCGCUGUGGUUCAACCAAUGGACCAAAAUAUUAUUCAAUCCAUCAAAGCACGCUAUCGGAAGACGAUGAUGCAAGAGAUGUUGGGACGAUCAGGCGAGUUUCAUGAGAAUGUUAAGAACAUCAACAUCAAGGACGCAAUUUUCUGGGUGGCUCAGGCAUGGGAUUGUGUUUCAGGUGAAUCUAUUAGGAAGUCGUGGAACAUGCUUUACAAUCCGAACCACAGCGAAGAUGAAGAUGAUUUGCCGCUGUCUGUUCUCCGAGAUAAUUUGAAGAGUAUUUCCCGGAAAAUUCUUGAGCCACGGAAUGAGGAAGACGAAGACGACAAUUUCGAAUACCUGAAGGACGACGAUAUUGUGGAGGGUGUUCUCAACCCUGAUAAAGAUUGCAACUCAUACAAUGGUAAUGAUUCGACGUUGCCGACAAUCGAAGAAGAUGCAAGCUUUGCUGAUGAAGCGGCCCACGAACAGGGUGAUAAUGGCAACGAUGAAAGUGCAUUGAUUUCGCAUCAGACAGCCAUAAACGGAGUUGAUGUGGUUCUGAGGUACGCAGAAGAAAAUGGAUGGUCUCUUGAAACGCAAUUCCGUUUGCGCCAAAUGCGGAUUGACAUUUUUGAAAAGGUUGCCAGUGAUAAAUUGUAA